This is a messenger RNA of Xiphias gladius (swordfish), 1828 nucleotides long. Its product is annotated as tetratricopeptide repeat protein 24. Bases 140 to 1828 code for a protein of 562 amino acids. Gene Ontology annotation, molecular function: protein binding. The record is from RefSeq and is a predicted model, not a curated record. The transcript has 14 exons. NCBI's taxonomy places the organism in Eukaryota, Metazoa, Chordata, Actinopteri, Istiophoriformes, Xiphiidae.
CAGCGGUGAGUGAGUCUGAGUUCAGACGCUGAGGUUGGACAGAUGCACAGAUACCCCGCCCUGAAGGCUGUCUUCUUCCUGUUCAGCAGCCCCUUCAGGUCGCAGACCCUUUCCAGGUAAGUCCUCUUACAGUUCUGUCAUGGCAUCUGAUGCGUCCACUCCAGGUGAGAAGGAAGUGAAAGUGAGGAGGAAGAGGAGGGAGCGGGAGAUGAGGACGAAGGCCUCAGUGGUGUCUAAGGUUCAGACGGUGGACAUCGAGGAGUUAACAUCUGCUGGUCAUCAAGCUCUGCAGGAGGGACGGACUGAAAAUGCUCUGAGCAGCUUUAAAAACGCUCUGAAGGCUGCAGAAGAGCUGCAGGACUCCCGGGUCCUCAGAGCCUGUUCCUUUAACCUGGGAGCAGCCUACGUGGAGGUGGGAAGACCGCAGAAAGGUCUGGACUUCCUGCGGCGGGUUUGCCCCGGUCCAAGGGGUGACCGGCUCCCAGACCUCCAGUUCAACCUCGCACUGGCCCAAAAUGCACUGGGGCAGAGCCGAGAAGCCGCCGCCUACUUUCUGCGGGCCGCACAGCUGUACAGAUCACAGGGAGACAGAGGCAACGAGGGAGACGCCUGCAUGGAGAUGAGCAGCUGCUACAGCAGAAUGCAGGACUGGUCUCUGGCAGUUCACGGUCUCCUGCGGGCAGCCGAGAGUUACAAAGUGGCAGCCAUGUUGGAUUUUGCAGCCACUGCCCUGAAAGAGGCGGGAAAUUUCAUGAUCCAGUCGGAUCAGUUUAGCCAUGAUGACAUCAUCAGCGUGCUGACAGAGUGUCUGAGUUUGAAGGACAGCAUCACCGACCCGAGGACUCUGGGUGAGCUGUACCUGUCGGUAGGCGUGUCUUACUGCUGGCUCAGGUGUUUCAAUGAGGCAGUGCAGUGUUUCCAGCAGGCUAUGGGCCCUGCAGCUCAGUGGCCCCCCCUGCGGGCCAAAGUGUUGCACAACUUGGGAGCUGCUCUGAACUCUGUGGGCCAGUUCCCUUCUGCUGUGGGAUACCACAGGCUGGCUGCUGGACUCUACGGCUCUCUAGGUUGCCGUGCCGACCAGGCUCGUUGUUUCAGUAACCUGGCGUUUGCCUGUAGUCAGCUGGGUGAUGAAGAGGAGGCAGCAGAGAGCUUCAUCCAUGCUCUGCAGGGAUUCAGAGACACCGAGGACCACCUGGCUCAGGUCCAGGUGUGUGAGUCUUUAGCAGAGUGUUACCUGAAGCAGAGGAAGCAGCAGAAAGCUGUUGAACUCUACAAGCAGGCUCUGAGCACUCUGUCUCACUGCAAGGACAGUUCUCGUAGUGUUCGGGAUCGUCUGGUGGAGGGACUGACUGCAGCACUGCAGCAGAGUCUGGCCAUCGGCCUGCAGAGGCCAUGCCCACUAGGACCACGACCACCCAGACCACACCCACAAGGCUCACCUGUCAAACAGCGUGUCAGGAAGUCUGACAUCACACAGAGUCCGGGCAGAGCGUCCAACCAGCAGCAAGAUGAGCAGAGGGGGGAGGGGCCAGGAGUAGAUGCCACAGGUAGACAGGAAGCAGCGGAGCACUGUGGGUCAGCAGGGGGUGGAGCCACUGAGGGACCUGAAUACAUGAGCAUGGCACCUGGACUGCACAGUUCGUACCAGUCAGACCAGUCAGACCAACAGCAGCACACUGAGCUGUGGUCCGACAGAGAGAACACUCGCACUGACAGUGAGACCUCACUGGUCCGGGAGACCGAGGCGCCGCUCACCAGCCCAGGCGACAUCAGAGAGGUGACGCCCCCUGUGGGCAGCUGGAGGUCUCGGUUCUGUUCACUGAUGUAG